Messenger RNA from Hevea brasiliensis (rubber tree), 1245 nucleotides. RefSeq lists its product as uncharacterized. The coding region runs from base 268 to 1092 and encodes 274 amino acids. The record is from RefSeq and is a predicted model, not a curated record. Gene Ontology annotation, biological process: translation. Lineage: Eukaryota; Viridiplantae; Streptophyta; Magnoliopsida; Malpighiales; Euphorbiaceae. Gene Ontology annotation, cellular component: mitochondrial small ribosomal subunit; ribosome. Gene Ontology annotation, molecular function: small ribosomal subunit rRNA binding; structural constituent of ribosome. The transcript is spliced from 5 exons.
AGCCUUAUAGAGAGACUGGAGCUGAGAAGAGCAGCUUGCUGAAAGCGUUCUCCUUUUUCGACUCACAACUCCACCUUCGUCGCCGGUACCUCCACAAAUUCCGGUAAGCUUAUUGCGGCUCAAAUCGGAAAGUGGGAGAGAGAAAAUUGAAGAGAGACAACUUCCCCAGUCGGAUCACUACGUUCUUUUCACCUCUGGCCAUUGCUAGUCUGCGAAGAAGCUACUGAUAGAAUUGAAGCAAUUUCUCGAAAAUUUCUGGUAGAAGAAAUGAUAAGAACAGGUGGCGUUGCGUUGCGAUCCAUUAUCAGUUACUUUUCUGUCCGAAGACUCACUCCCCAUUUCGUUAAACCUCUCUCUACAAAUGCUACUUCAGGUGAUAGAAUUGAUGAUAAAGAAAGUCCUAAUUCUUUUGAGUCACGUGAUGAGUUUGAGCACCGGAUAUUUGGUGGCAUUUCUGGGAGCAGCUCAGCUACUGACUCCUUUUUCCAAAAGCUUGACAGACUUGCAAACACUCGCAACAGGACUGGUUCCAUACGGAAUGAAGGAGAUAGUUGGGAAGGUGAUGGUUUGGAGGGCAUAGAUGAGAGUUCUGACUCGUUAUCCGAUAGAAUGGAUGAGAAGCUGAGGAAAUGGGCAGAAUAUUUUGGAUUUGAUCCUGAGGAAACAGAACAAGAUGGCUAUGAGUAUAGACCAGAUGUUAAUUUUCAAAUUGAUUCAACUUAUGACAUCAAGGAUCUUGAUCUUAGAAAGCCAGGAGUACGUAAACCUGUCAAAAGGCCAGAGUUUAAAGUAACAACAGAGGAAGUUCUGAGAAAAGCUGACUUCAGGAAUGUUGAAUUCCUUGCAAACUUCAUAACAGAGGCUGGAAUUAUUAUUAAGAGGAGCCAGACUGGCAUAAGUGCCAAGGCGCAGAGGAAGGUUGCAAGGGAGAUCAAAACAGCUCGAGCUUUUGGUCUAAUGCCUUUCACCACAAUGGGUACAAAAUCAUUUGUUUUUGGGAAAACUAUGGAGCAUCUUGACAGGGACUUUGCAUAUGCGAGUGUCAAUGACCAGGUAGAGGAUGAUGCAAAUGUCGACCCUCAAGAAAAUUAGGAUGCAACGUGAAAUUAACGUUAAGCUCUUCGAUCCAAUUGUUCUCUUGGUUCGCCCGUUUGUUUGUGGGUGGCCCUGAUAAAUGUUCUUAAAAUUUAUAAAUUAAAUAAUUUUUUAUUAAAAUUUAUGCUUUAAAUUUAGAAAUUUGUGAAA